Molecule: messenger RNA, 3245 nt
Organism: Myxocyprinus asiaticus (Chinese sucker)
Lineage: Eukaryota; Metazoa; Chordata; Actinopteri; Cypriniformes; Catostomidae
Product: cell adhesion molecule 2-like
Exons: 11
Coding region: 203-1498 (431 amino acids)
Source: RefSeq, a predicted model, not a curated record
CAGCAUCUCGUCUCAGCCCGGGUACAGUAACCGCCGCAUACAACAGAUCCUCCGGAUCGGAACAGGAGAUUCGGCUUUGCUCCAUAUCCUGCGGAGUCCAUCCAUGCGAUCCGAGCCCGACUGAGAGCGCACCAUCCACCUGGAUACGCCAGCAUCAGCAUCAGUGUAAGGAGAACGCGGACGCAAGCACCUCCACAAGAAUAUGAUGCUCCAACAGCACUUGCUCUUCGUGCUCUACACCUUCUGUGGGACUGUCAUCAAAGAGGCGGCAACGAAAAACAAAGUGAAAGGUAGCCAAGCUCAGUUCCCCAUCACCCAGAAUGUGACAGUGGUGGAGGGCAGCACGGCCAACAUGACCUGUCGAGUAGAUUAUAAUGAUAACACCUCCCUCCAGUGGUCAAACCCAGCACAACAAACCCUGUUCUUCGGGGACAAGAAAGCAUUAAGGGACAACCGGAUUGAACUGGUUCGAGCUUCAUGGAAGGAGCUGACCAUCAGCAUCAAUGACGUGACUCUGUCAGAUGAAGGACAGUACACAUGCUCGCUCUUCACCAUGCCUGUCAAGACUUCCAAGGCCUACCUCACAGUUCUAGGUGUUCCAGCAAAACCAGAAAUCACAGGCCUCUCGAGACCAGCUCUAGAGGGGGAGGAUGUCACACUGAUAUGCACCACAUCUGGCAGCAAACCUGCUUCUGACAUCCGAUGGUUUAGAAACGACAAGGAGGUGCAAGGUCAGAAGGAGGUGAACGCCACUGGGAGGUCAUUCACGGUCAGGAGUAUAAUACACCUCAAAGUGGACAGGAAAGACGAUGGAGCAGCUUACACCUGCAUGGUAGAGCAUAUAGCUCUGGGUUCUGUGCCAUACCAGGUCACAGAGGUGCUGGAGGUCCACUAUGCUCCUCAAGUAAAGAUUGUGCACUCAGUAAUCGUACCACAGGAAGGACAGUACUUCAAACUGGAGUGUGUAUCCAAAGGAAACCCACUGCCUGAGCCAGUUUUAUGGACAAAAGAUGGAGGUGAGCUCCCUGAUGUUGAACGAAUGAUUGUGGAGGGCAGAGAUCUGAUCAUCACAACACUGAACAAAACAGACAACGGCACAUAUCGCUGUGAGGCCAGCAACCACCUCGGCACCAACAGCGAUGAAUUUACCCUGUAUGUGUACGAUCCUAACGCUCUCACCCAGCACGGCCCUGACCACGCGCUGAUCGGGGGAGUGGUAGCCGUUGUGGUCUUCAUCACCUUGUGCUUCAUCAUUGUUCUUGGCAGAUAUUUGGCCAGGCAUAAAGGGACAUACUUAACGAAUGAGGCCAAAGGAGCGGAGGACGCCCCUGAUGCAGACACUGCCAUCAUCAAUGCGGAAGGGAACCACGCACAUGCAGAGGAAAAGAAAGAAUAUUACCAGGGAGCGGCAAGAAAUGUGGUUCAUCUCAAGUCGGAAAACCUUGGCUUUGCCAAUAAUUACGCUUUAAGACAAGAAUAUGUGAGAUGUAUAAUGUAAAUAUCAUGUACUGUCUAUUGUUUUUGUGUGUAUGUGUGUGUGUUCUUUUAUUGGGCCUCAUUCACUAAACAUGCGUACGCUUGUAUUUGUGCGUGAAACCUGUGUGGUAACAUUUUCACACAGAAAUCAUGAUUCAUCAAUAAGUUCCCAUAUAUAUAUAUAUAUAACAGAAUGAUGAGCAUUAUAGCUCAAUCUAAAAUAUGUUCUACAUAAUAAUGCAAAUGAUCAGGUGUAAUCUAGGCCUAUAUAAAAGUGUUUAAUGUGUUUUUUAACUGGUUUCAAGAAUGACACUCUGCUUUACUGGAAGAUUUUGCUAGCAUGCUUUUAGGUGACCCUUGAGUACUGAGGUUUGUUACCACCACAGUAACACAAGAAAGCACGUUGAGUAUGUUCAACCAGAAGUUUAUUGCAAUUUGUUGACCAAGUGCUCGCGUCUGCAUUUGCGUACUUGUGUAAAGUAUGUUUCUAGCUUAAGUACAAGUUUGCAGACAUUGACAAAUCGCAGGACACGAGAGUGUGUGCGUGUCACUGGUCCUACCCGACCCACUCCGAGUGGGAUUCGAAACGGCGAUCCCAAUCAUGAAUGCACUAGCAAGGAGGCUAUAAAAGUCAUGGCCUCUAGCCUCGGUCGCUAGUCCGUCUCUUAAGGCCAAGAGAUUGAAGUUUAGUCACUGCACAGCUAUCACGUACCAGCUGGCUACCGUUACACUCGCCCUGAAACCUCACUCCCAUCCGGGUCAUGGCACCAAUAUCACCGGUCCUACCCGACCCACUCUGAGCAGGAUUCGAACCGGCGAUCCCCAGCAUGGGAGUCGGGCGCGCUAGCAAAGAGGCUAUAAAACCCAUGGCCUCUAGCCUCAGUCGCUAGUGCAUCUCUUAAGGGCAGGAGAGUGAGAUUAUUAUUUGCCCUUAUUUGGAGAUCGUUUGCCCAUGUUUAUGCAAAAUACUAACUGCAGGGAUGUGCUCCUAAUGAAGGUAAGAAAACAUUUAUAUCCACACUUUUGAAAUUUUGCGUGAAAACGUUUUCUACGCACAUAAAUACGCAACUGUACGCAUUUAUUAGUAAAUGAGACCCAGAGUUUUUAAUUGUAAAAGUGGGUGUUUUCUGAAGUAUACACCCUGUAAUAAAGUGCAAGUGUGUUGUAACGCAAAGAAGAAGAAAAAGGAUACGGAAAAUUAUGUAAUAUAUGGACACCAAAAACAAACUGGUUGAUGGAAAAUGGAACUAGAUGAAGCACAAAUGAGAAUUGGUCUGUAAGCAUUAGAAGCAAGAUUAUUUUCUGUUUCAAUCAUACCACACUGUAUAUUCUUGCACUGUUAAUAUUUGCCUCAAACUUUUAUUUCAAAACUGAAAAUGUGUCAAACGUAAGCACAAAGUCAUUGUGAAACAUCAUUGGUUUAGACAGUCUCAGGAUGCAAAGAAGAGCCUAAUUGAAUUUGUCUUUUAUCACUUGUGUGAAUGAAUUUUUGUUCUCACUUUGUGCACAUUUCAAUCUAAACAGCCAUUUGUUUGACAUUUGAAUAGAAGACUUAAUUUAGAAAAAGGAACUUUCGAUAUCUAUUUCUGACCAACCCUAUAUUGCUGUAUAUUACUUUGCUAAAGUGAUUAUUGGUGGAAUAUUGUUAAACUGUAGGAUCCCAUAUGAAUAUAUAUGAAAAAAGUGUCAAAAUAUCUAUUUCAAGUGUCCCAUACUUUUAAAUUUACUCUCACCGACCACUUUAUUAAGUACACCUGUACGUCUACUUA